Daktulosphaira vitifoliae (grape phylloxera) is the source of this 2533-nucleotide messenger RNA. RefSeq names its product dynein axonemal intermediate chain 1-like. The record is from RefSeq and is a predicted model, not a curated record. Gene Ontology annotation, cellular component: outer dynein arm. Gene Ontology annotation, molecular function: dynein light chain binding; dynein heavy chain binding. The transcript is spliced from 11 exons. The coding region runs from base 135 to 2438 and encodes 767 amino acids. NCBI's taxonomy places the organism in Eukaryota, Metazoa, Arthropoda, Insecta, Hemiptera, Phylloxeridae. Gene Ontology annotation, biological process: cilium movement; outer dynein arm assembly.
UCUAAAAACUAUAUCAUUGAAAAUCUUAAAUGUUUAAUUUAGUUUUACUUGUAUUUUCUUAUAUUAGGAUAAAUAUUAGCCAGACAUAGAAUAAUAAUAACUAUAAAUAAUAAUUAAUUAAAUUAAACGGAAAUAUGCCACCAAAAUUAGAACAAACUGUCAAAAGAUCUACCAGAUUAUCAUUGUCACAGCAAGGUCAAAGGAAACCAUUUAAUAAAGAAGCUUCAAGACGACAGGUUAAAAUAUCUAAACCAACUGAUGAAUUUGGAGGUUUGUAUUCAAAUGAACCAAUAAAGCCCGAAGAUCAGCUAAAACUUACUGAAGAAGAACUAGAUGAACCUAUUGGAAAUGUUUUGUUAGUCGUUGAACCUCCAGAAAAAACGUCUAGAGUUACAUAUAGUUAUAAAGUUGGAGAAUUUUUGCCAGCAAAGAAAAGUCUACCAUAUAUACAAUUAAUUAAUUUAAAAUCAACUUUACUUCAUAACGAGUCUUCAGAAGCAAAUAUCCAAAAAGAAAACGAAUUAUGCAAGAAAGAAGAGGACUUAGGAGGAGUCGAUGAGGAUAGUAUUGAAAACGAAGAAGAAGAAGGUGACUUUGAAGGAGAAUAUCAAGCGCUGAUUACCGAAAAUGUCGGGUUGGGAGAAGAAAUGGAGGAAGGGGAAGGUGAAGUAGAAAAUGAACUUCAAAACGAAGAAAUAAAUGGUGAAGAAGAAAUGGAUGAAGAAAAAUCAAUUUCUUGGAAACCAAAAGCAACAUCAGAUUCCGACGAAGAUGCCCCAGCUAUUGUAAAAGAAGAAUCGACCAUUACAACUAAUAGUCUACCUGUAAAACAAAGAUGUGUUGUAAAAAAACUGAUGAAUCAGUUUAAUUUUUUUGAUAGAUGUGCACAGACGGAGGAAAUUGUCUUACGAGAUAAAGAAGCUCAAACAACUCCACCAUCAAAAGAUGAUUUCAAUAUUUACGUCACACAAUGGAUUAUUUACGACUCGUACAACGAAGAUUUUGCAAAACAGUUGGAAGAAAAAGAAAGAGAAAAAAGAGAAAAAUUAGCUGCACAUGCUACAAAAAAGAGUUUAAGCAAAAAAAAAAAAACUGAUGUAAGUGAAAAUUACUUGGAAAAAAAUAUGUUAAUGGCCGCAAAGUUUCUAGAACGAAUAAUCAAUCUUAAUACAUUGGAUGCUAUAGCACAAGAUUUUCGUUAUUAUGAAGACCCUUCAGAUCAAUUUAGAGGUAGAGAAGGUACAUUACUACCACUGUGGACGAUGCAGUAUGAAAAAGCAGAAUCCCUAUAUGUAACAGAUAUUAGCUGGAGUCCUGAUUAUUUUGAUCUAUUUGCUGUAACACUUGGAACUCCAAUAGGGCACUUGCCAUUAACAGAUAGUUCGGAUAUAGGAUAUAUUUGUUUAUGGUCAUUAAAGAAUCCAUCAUAUCCAGAGUACAUAAAUCAAACGCAUUGUGGAGCAAUGUGUUUAGAUUUUCAUCGUGAACAUGGUUUCUUAAUUGCUGUUGGAUUUCAUGAUGGUCAUCUAGCUGUAUAUAAUGUUAGUUUACCAACUAAAGAACCACAGUACAUGACAGAUGCAGUAAAUACUAAGCAUAAAGCGUGUGUAAGACAGGUAGUUUGGGCUAAAGAUUUACCUGAUGGGGAAAUGAAUUUCUAUUCGAUAUCCGAGGAUGGAACAGUCUGUAAUUGGUUACUUAUGCAAAGCGAAAUGUCUAAAACAAUUAUUGUUACUUUAGUUUUAGACAUGAAACCACAAAUAACAUUAGGAGGAAUAAACGAAAAACUUAUAGGUCGGGGUACAACAAUUGCUUUUCAUCCAGAAAACAAUGGAAUAUAUUUAGUAGGCACCAAUGAGGGUUAUAUUUUUAAAUGUAACACAGAAUGGAGCUCAUUUUUCAUGCAAAAAUUUAAAGCGCAUGAAACAUCAGUGUAUCGAAUCGAUUAUAACAAAUUUGAUCCGAAUAUUUUUAUAUCUUGUAGUGGAGAUUGUACAGUAAAAAUAUGGGAAGAUAAAUCUGAUAUUCCUUUGUUGAUGUUUGACUUACUAUGGAGCGUUUCCGAUGUAUUAUGGUCGCCAUUUUCAAGUACGGUUUUUGGGGUUAUUACAGAAGAUUGUGAUAUGGUGUUCUACGAUUUAGACGCAGAUAAAUAUAAAAAUAUAUGCAGUCAACCAAUUCAACCUGAAAAUCAAUAUCAACUUACUAAAAUGGCAUUCAACUGGCGAAUGCCAAUAGUAAUUGUAGGAAGUUCAAAAAGUAACGUAAUAGCACUAAAAAUGUCUCCUAACCUGAGAAUAGUAAUGAAACAGCCAAAAAAAGGAAAGCAUUACACUACUCAAAUGUUAGAACUAGAAAAAUUACAUAAAACAUUGGAUUCUACUCGAGAACCAGAUAGUUUAGUAUUACCUGUGGAUGAUGAUACUACGGACACUUAAAAGUUUUUGAUUUAAAUAGAUAUUUUAAUAAAAUAAUUUUUUGACCGAUUUAUGCUUUAAUCAUACAAUGAUUCAUCGUAUAAAAUUUUUUUAAA